Messenger RNA from Patella vulgata (common limpet), 3166 nucleotides. RefSeq names its product very-long-chain 3-oxoacyl-CoA reductase. The transcript has 10 exons. The coding region runs from base 26 to 991 and encodes 321 amino acids. Gene Ontology annotation, molecular function: oxidoreductase activity. Gene Ontology annotation, cellular component: endoplasmic reticulum. Lineage: Eukaryota; Metazoa; Mollusca; Gastropoda; Patellidae. The record is from RefSeq and is a predicted model, not a curated record.
AAAGGGCGAUAAGCAAACAAUAAGCAUGGCUGUCUUUCAAACUAUCAUUUCUAGUUUAGGCAAAUCUGCCGAUUUUUUCACAGUUUUCGGUGUGACAGCAGCAUCAUUCGUCGCUUUUAAAGCAGCUCUCGGUGUAUUUAGAUUUAUAUCAACUUAUGUUUUAGCUGGUCUGUUGGGAUUGUCAGCUGAUCUCAAGAAAGCCGGGAGCUGGGCAGUUGUGACUGGGUGUACAGAUGGGAUUGGUAAAGCAUAUGCAGAACAGCUUGCUGAAAGAGGUAUAAAUGUAGUAUUGAUCAGCAGAACAGCAUCUAAAUUAAAUGAUCUCGCAAAAGAAAUAGAAUCUAAAUAUAAAGUACAGACAAGAGUGAUUGCGGUAGACUUUACAAGAGCAGAUAUUUACAGUACUAUUAGUAGAAGUUUAGAGGGUCUAGAAAUAGGAACACUGGUUAACAAUGUUGGUAUGUCGUUUCCAUUUCCUGAAUAUUUCGUGGAACUGGAAAAUCGAGACCAGAUUGUAAAGGAUAUGAUAAAUGUUAAUAUGUUAUCUAUGACUAUGUUAACCAGCAUAGUAUUACCUGCUAUGGUUGAAAGAAGACGUGGUUACAUCAUCAACAUCGCAUCAACAGCUGCCACAGCCCCACUUGCUUUAUUAGGCCUUUAUUCUGCUAGUAAGGUUUAUAUGGACUAUUUUUCACAAACUCUUCAACAAGAAGUUAGUAAUAAAGGUGUCACAGUUCAGGUUGUACUACCAGGUUUUGUGGCAACAAAGCUUUCUAAAAUCAAAAACACUAGUUUCUUGAUCCCAUCACCAACAACCUAUGUUCGUAGUGCCCUGUCUACUGUAGGUAUAGAAAACAGGACAUUUGGUUUCUGGUCCCAUGCUGUUCAGGGAUUUUUGAUGGCAUCUAUACUUCCAAAGAUGGUUGAAAGAAAUAUUAUGCUAGGAGCCAGGAAAGCCGGUUUACGAAAAAGGAACCAAAAGAAAGAAUAAUAAAUACUUUUUUUUACAUUUUCUUAAUUCUGAUUAAAAUAAUCCAUAUUAUCACAAUAGUCAAGCACAUCAGGCCCCUAAUUUAAACAUGUCAUUUAAAAACUGUUUGUUUUUUAAAUCAAAUAAUAUCUGAUAUAUUCUCAAAUAUGUUAUAAUGAAUUUGUUGAUCCAGAAAAAAAAUUAGAUUUUUUUUGUUUAUUUUUCUUUAUGAAUGAUAGUAUCAGUGCUUUUUUAAAAUGUUAUAUUCUAGAACUAAAAUUUAGAACCCAUUUUACCUCUUUUACUAGUAUCGCAAUUUAUAUUCAUAUUAGAACUUAUUAUUUUUCUUUUUGAUAAUAAUACUGCCUUGUGAAAUGGAAAUGGGCCUGUUUCAUAAUUUAUACUCCUCUUAAAACUGUUUAUUUUUCAUAAUUAUUAUUCUAUAAAGUCCUAUUUAUUUCAUGACAAUAAAAAUAUUUCCGUUCAAUUGUAACAUCAAUUGCCUUAUAUACAUUGUAUAAUUUGCAUAGUGAGAGUGGAUUUGUUGAACCAGGGUAGUGUAUUUUUUUUAUCUAAAAAUAACUGAUUAUUAUCUAUCAUUCUGGGGCCAGGGCCCUUAUUCACGAAAACUUAAACUAAGAUACAAUCGAAAUUUUAAGAAAUACUGCAAUUCGAUUGGCUGACCAGUAAAAUCAAUUUGCAUAUAUCCAAUGAAGUUGCAGUAUAUCUUAAAAUUUCGGUUGUAACUUAGUUUAAGUUUUUGUGAAUAAGGGCCCUGUUUCCCGAAAUUUUAACUAGGAUAAAAUCUGAAUUUUAGUAAUUUGAUUGGAUAAUAUUAGAUUGAUUUUAGUACUAAGCCAAUCAAAACUGAAGUAUCUACUAAAAUUUGGAUUUUAUGUUUAGUUAAGAUUUCAAGAAACAGGGCCCUGAUCUUAAAAUAAACAAGUUGAGCCGAUGAUCAGUUGUUAAAGGGGUAGUCCUGACUGAUGGACUUUCCGCCAAAGUCUCUUGGAAACUGAAGGUUUGUAUUUAUUUGAUAAAUUAUAACAUAAUUACAUUGAACUCAUCUUGUCUGGAGUUCAUUUACAUUUAUUUUUGUCCCAUCCGAAUGACUAAUUUUUGAUAGUAGUUGCACAGUAUCAGAAUAAAGGUUAACAUAAAGUCUUUGAACCCAAAUUAACCAGUUUUAUUUAUUAAAAUACUAUCUGGGAUUCAUCCUGAAGGGUAUAUAUAUUUAUGCUUGAAAGUUAAUGACAUUGUAUGAUUUAAUAUUUCUUGUAUUACAGUCCAGCUAAUAAUUGUAUAUAUUAUGUUGUAACUAUAGAUGUAACAAACCAUAGAUGUAACUUUAAUAAUUAUUAUACAAAUAUAAUGAACAUUAAAUAGUGACCAUUAGCUUUGUGAUAAUCAGUGUAACAGAGUGAACAUGUGACUAUGACUGUAACAAAAUAGGACUUAGUAACAUAUAUAUUAAGUCUGAAUGUAACACUAGUGACAUAACAUAGUAACCCUGUAUGCAACAAAAUAUGAAACAUGUAACCAAAUAUAACUCAUGUUAUUUGAGAAUUUAACAAAAUAUAACAUAAAAACCCUUACUGAAUUGAACAAAAUGUAGCACAGCAACCUUGAAUUCAACAUAAUGUUUACAUACCAACCUUUAAUGUUACAAAAUAUAACUCAUAUUAAUUGAGAAUUGAACAAAAUAUAACAUAAAAACCCUUACUGAAUUGAACAAAACGUAGUAUAGUAACCUUGAAUUUAACAUAAUGUAACAUACCAACCUUAAAUAAUCAUUAUUUGAACAAACCAAAGCCUAAAAUAUGAGCAGUACCUAAUUAAAACAUAGUAACCCUAAGAGUAAAAACAGUAACAUGAAAGUGAUCAUGACUAGAGACACUAAUUUAAACAGUACAAUGUUGUGAUCAUUUAUGUAACAAACAUAAUGUUAGAAAAUAUAACACAGUGGCCUUUGGGUGUACCACAAUAUGACAGAGACCAUAAAUGUAACAAAAACUACUGUGUGUAUGUUCGAACUUCGUCCACAAUAAGAUGUUCAGAAUUAUUUAUAUAGAUACAAAUGUAAUCCUGAUCACGUUGUGUUAAUAUAGUUGUUUUGGUUGCUUUGUUGAAUUAUUGUAUCUGUUUGUUUUUGUGGGUAAAAUUUUAUAUGAUUAAAUUCUGUCCUGAUUGAUAUAA